AUGCCUUUACGAAAUUCAUUUCUACUGUUGGAUGCUAAGAAGAGCCCUCUUGCUUUGCUUGCCCAGACAUGCAGUAAUAUUGGUGCUGAUAAUCCAAAUCACAAGCCAAUUAUUUCUGGACUUGAAAAAUCAAAAGAUAAUGAUUCAAAAAAGGACAAAUCUCCUGUUGUUAUCAGUGAUGAACUCAGUAAUAGCAAACCUUCUUUUAAGCCAUAUGAAUCUGUGAUAAAGAAAGAGGAUAUUUCUUCUGAAAUUAAUGGCAAAAAAACACCAAAUUCUAAAAGAAAUUCACCAUCUGUUGUUAAUCAAAACUCUCCUGCAAUCAGCACUGGUUCCUGUGGUAAAAGCUCUCCAACAACAUCCGACAAUGGAAGGAAUAGUGCACAUAACGUAAACAAAUCUGAUAUUGGUGUGUCUAGAUCUCUCACAUCACCUUGCACAUCUAGUGUAACAUCUACCACUCUGUGCUCCAGUCAAAACACGCUUAGUGGACUUGGUUAUGGAUCUUCAUCUGGUCUAAGUUUAGAUUUAGCAAGAAGUGAUCCCACCAAAGAAGGUUUGUCUCACUUAGGCCUAAAUGCUUAUAAAGCUUUAAAUGGCUUAAAUCCAUUAUCUAAUUGCACUGGAUGUCCAAUGCCUGGGCAUCCAAUGGAUGCUUACCAAAGCAGUGCUCAAAGUAAUUUACUCAAAGCUGGUACUUAUCCUUUAGGAGCAUCAGCAUUAUCUCCAUAUGUUGGUUAUGCUCGAGUUAAAACUGCAACUGGUGGUACUACUUUAGUGCCUGUUUGUAGAGAUGCCAACUGCACAAACUGUCAAUUCAGUAUGUAUAGUGCUCAACGAGGCCCUUGCCCAAGUGGUUGUACUCAGUGUACUCAUGAUCGAUUAGGUACCUCACUAUCUGGUUUAAGUCACGGACUUGUUCCUGGUUUGACUGGUUCUGCUGCGGCUAUGGCUGCUGUUGCUGCAGCUGGUGGUAUGCCUGGUUUAUCAUAUCCUCAUUCUAUGAUGGCAAGACCUAAUGUCUGCAGUUGGGUUGUUGGAGACAAUCUGUGUGGUAAAAUAUUUAAUUCAGCUGAAGAACUGCUACAGCAUGCUAAGACUCAUACUAGCCUAUCAGACUCUGUUUUGCCACUCAUAUCACCAGCAUUCUCUUCGGCAAGUCUCAGUGCGGCGUGUCAUAUGCACUACAGUUCUGCAGCAUCUUUGACAUCUCCAGCAGGACUCAGACGGACAUAUCCUACUAGCUUGAGUCCUGUUAGCUCCUUGUCUGCAGCUAGCCGGUACCAUCCUUAUAAACCACCUUUUUCAGGACUUCCUGGUGCUCCUUUACCACCACUUGGACAUCCGAGUUUAGGCAUGUAUUAUCCAUAUGGUUUGUAUGGACAAAGGUUAGGUCCUCCUGUGCAUCCAUAAUCCUUAUGUUAUGUGUUCGUCUCUGCAGGUUUUGUGACAUACUGUUGAAAUAUGUUGUUUUUCGUUGACUGUUAGAAGUGUAAAAUUCCUAUGAACAAACAAAAGUAAAAGCAUUAAUUCCGUAUGCAUGAAAAUAUUUAAAUUAUGUAAAAUAGCAAAUUUUAUUUCAUUUUGUUGCUAAUAUAUUCAAAGUUUCGCUGUAAUACGAUAAUAGUAUUUGUUUCCUUAAUUUUAAUUCUCUGUUAAUGUACUGUUGUAUGAACUUCAUCAAAUUCAGUUUUACAUUUAAUUGCACCUAAAAAUGAAACAAC
Uloborus diversus is the source of this 1724-nucleotide messenger RNA. Its product is annotated as zinc finger protein Noc-like. Gene Ontology annotation, cellular component: nucleus. The transcript is spliced from 2 exons. Lineage: Eukaryota; Metazoa; Arthropoda; Arachnida; Araneae; Uloboridae. The record is from RefSeq and is a predicted model, not a curated record. Gene Ontology annotation, biological process: negative regulation of DNA-templated transcription. Bases 1 to 1413 code for a protein of 470 amino acids.